GAUAUUUUCAGGGCAUUUAUGCGAUGGAUGAGCUUGCAGUUGUAGUGCAUAAUCGGGCAGACCACUCCAAGAGAUCACUAGUGCUUCCCUUCAAAAUGGAUGACACAGUGAAAAUGAUAGAGGAGCGGCUCAGCCAAAAGUUAGGAGUUCCUGCGCAGCAGUUGCGGGUAGUUCUAUGUGGGCACGCUCUUGAAGAAUGCACUAUGAUGAAAGAUCUUCUACUUGGACCAACCACGUCGCUCAUCGUUUUCGUAGAAAAUCAGCUACCCUCCGCAUCUGUAGCUAGAGCAGCCAGCUCAGACUCGCCGUCAGAUUCCCAAGUAACCCGCGGAACUCCCGAGAUUGGAUCAUUCUACGUCUGGUGCAAGACUUGUAAAGACAUCCGAAGGGGUAAACUGCGAGUUUACUGUAGUGAGUGCGCAUCAUCGGCAGUAUUGGUGAAAACAGAACCAUCUUGUUGGAGAGAUGUUACUCGUAGCAAACAAAUACAAGUGGACUGCGAGGAGUGCAAAUCACUGGAAUAUGCUGUGUUUAGGUUCAAAUGCGUCAAGUGUAACGAGAUCGGAGCCGUAUUAUCACAUAUUUGUGGCAACUGGGAACAUGAGGAAUGUAGUGUGUGUCUGGAUGAGCACAAUACGUAUUUGUUCGACUUGGGUUGUCAUCAUAUGGUCUGCCGCCAGUGCUUUGUGGAGUGCUUGAACUUAACUUUGGAAGAGACGAAGUUUGUCUUUCGGCCACCCUAUGGAUACACGAUCACAUGUCCAUAUCCUGGUUGUGAACGCUGCAUAACGGAUGUUCAUCAUUUUCAUGUAUUGGGUGAUGAAAAAUAUGAAAGGUAUCAGAAAAUUGCAGCGGAAAAACUGGUUGCCAUGGAUGAUCAAGGUGUGUUUUGCCCAUAUCCAGACUGCAGUGCUUCAUUCUUCUGGGAAGUGGAAAAUGACGAUGGCAAAACUUCGUGCCCGGAAUGUCUGCGUCUUUUCUGCAGGUUGUGCAAAUCUGCCAAAUGUGUCUGUGGUACUGAUGAUCCCUCUACAGUGACGAUCAAAGCAACGACAAAAAAAUGUCCCGGUUGCGGCGCAAACACGGAGCGCAAUCAAGGAUGCGCGCAUAUCCACUGCAUCGCAUGUAAAAUGGACUGGUGUUUCAUUUGUGAAGCUCCAUGGACCGAUGAUUGCCAAUGGAACCAUUGGUUUUCUUAAUAGUUUGUAUUUACUAGUGUCUCAUAGAGAUUUUAGGUACGCAUUUCUAGCCUACAAAAUCUAAACCAAGUUAGAACCGCACGGUUAAUUGCAAUGUUCAAAUUUGCUUGUGAUAUAGAAAUGCUCAGAAUCAGUUGUAAUAGAGAUCGAUUCAAUGGAGUCUGGUUACUCCAACCUUCCUCAAAAUAAAUAUUGCCAGUCG
Cylicocyclus nassatus is the source of this 1401-nucleotide messenger RNA. Lineage: Eukaryota; Metazoa; Nematoda; Chromadorea; Rhabditida; Strongylidae. The record is from the annotation of a GenBank genome assembly.